Molecule: messenger RNA, 282 nt
Organism: Cooperia oncophora
Lineage: Eukaryota; Metazoa; Nematoda; Chromadorea; Rhabditida; Trichostrongylidae
Source: the annotation of a GenBank genome assembly
AUGUAUACUAUUCCUGACCACACCAUAGUCAUGAAUUAUACGGAGGCUGAAAAUCUUGUCUAUGAGGCCACAAAUGAAGAUCCGUGGGGUCCGACUGGUCCGCAAAUGAAAGAGAUUGCUAACUAUACUUUCCAGUAUGAUAGUUUCUACCAAGUUACUAAUCUACUCUGGAAAAGGAUGUUGGAAGACAAUAAAUCUGCUUGGAGAAGGGUGUACAAGGUAAGGGUAGAAAAAUUAUUCAUUUUUUAUAGUUGUGCUGACCCCAGAACCACUAUUAGCUGA